Messenger RNA from Wyeomyia smithii (pitcher-plant mosquito), 4749 nucleotides. RefSeq names its product telomere length regulation protein TEL2 homolog (gene lqfR). Gene Ontology annotation, cellular component: clathrin vesicle coat; plasma membrane; endosome. Bases 526 to 4713 code for a protein of 1395 amino acids. Gene Ontology annotation, biological process: endocytosis. Gene Ontology annotation, molecular function: phospholipid binding; clathrin binding. The record is from RefSeq and is a predicted model, not a curated record. NCBI's taxonomy places the organism in Eukaryota, Metazoa, Arthropoda, Insecta, Diptera, Culicidae. The transcript is spliced from 6 exons.
UAUAUUUCAUUUCAUUCAUUCUGUUCGACUCCAAGCAAGCGAUAGAAUCGUCGCUUGACGGACGGUAAAUUCCUUCGCAUUUUCACUGGCAAAAUUGUGCAAUUCCGUCAUCUUUCAGUGCCAGACCUCGUACGGGUGGUGUAAAGAUUGAAUCGCGCGUGAAAGUUUUUCCGAAACUCGUGGUGACGGUAUCGGAAAAGUGUGUUCCUAGUUCGAAAAGUAAUUUUCUCGCCAUCGUAAAGUGCGUUCAGGAGUGAGUACGUGUGAGUGUGUGUGUGCCCCGGAGGAAAACGGCGAGAGAGAGGAAGUGACUUGCUGGAAGUUUUUUUUUUCUGGUUCUACAGCUACUCGCGUUUCGGCGAGUGUUUGUAUUCGUGUGGAUGUAACGUUCUGUCAAGAAAACUGGACGAAGAAGGCGAAGCUGCUAAACGUCAGAAGCUGUGAUUGUUGUGUUAAAAUUUUUUGAAAGAUACUUUGUACCUUUUUGCUUGAAUCAAUCCGGAACAGUCGCUCCUAGCAAACAACAUGGAUAAAUUCAUCAGUAUGUGGAAAGUGCGAGAACUUGCCGAUAAAGUGACGAACGUCGUUAUGAACUACACGGAAAUCGAGGGAAAAGUACGCGAGGCAACCAACGACGAACCGUGGGGACCGACCGGCCCACUAAUGCAGGAAUUGGCUCAUGCCACCUUCACCUACGAACACUUCCCAGAGGUGAUGUCAAUGCUGUGGAAACGAAUGCUUCAGGAUAACAAGAGUAAUUGGCGACGAACCUAUAAGAGUCUUCUUCUGCUGAACUACCUAGUACGUAACGGAUCAGAACGGGUGGUGACUUCGUCACGAGAGCACAUCUACGAUUUGCGAUCGUUGGAGAAUUACACUUUCGUGGAUGAAAACGGCAAAGAUCAGGGUAUAAAUGUUAGGCACAAGGUACGUGAGCUGAUCGACUUCAUCCAAGACGACGACAAACUUCGAGAGGAACGCAAAAAGGCAAAGAAAAACAAAGAUAAAUACAUCGGUAUGAGUUCAGAGGCGAUGGGUGGUGGCAUGAGGUAUGGCGGCGGUGGCGGUGGAGAUUACGGUGGCUAUCGGGACAGUUGGGACAGUCGGCGAACGGAGGAUCGGGGAUAUAACGAAGGGAAAGAUCGCUACGAGUAUGACUAUCAAUAUGAUGGAGAGCGAGAAGAUUCGGACACGGAAUCGAACGGGCCAUCUUCCAAUAGGUACUAUGAUAAAGAACGCUCGAAGAGCCCUGCCACGCGACAAUCAUCCACCCUUUCGACGCAAUCGGCUGCCGGUUCGGUUGCGACGGCUUCCACCGGUGAGAAAAAAAUCAACCUCAACAUCAAAACACCAUCAGCGGCUGCCGCCACGGUCAAAGCGAACGCUGCCGCGGCCAAGAGUGCCAAGAAAAUCGAUAUGGGAGCAGCCAGUAACUAUGGCAAGCAGACGGAUCUAGGCAUAAAUUCACCAACGCAUCGAAAUACCCACGCCGAAGAGAUCAUAACAUCGGCCGAUAGCAGUGGGAAGACGCGCAGUGGGGAAAUACUUGAAGACCUGUUCAAAACCUGCCCGGAAUCUCCGGAAGGGCCUGUUAGUGGAACACACUCGACAGAAUUGGACGAUUUUAAUCCCCGGGCUGGUGAUGCGAGUGGUGACUUCGGAGACUUUGAAUCGGCUUUCGGCAGUGCCAAAAAGCCACCAGCUAAGGCCGGAGACGAUUUCGCUGAUUUUGCGUCCUUUGGCUCCGUUCAGCCAGCUGCAGCGCAUGUCCCGUCUAAUGAACUGCUUUUCGGUGGAGGUCCUGCCUCGGGUGGAAUGAAUAUGUUUGCUCCGGUGCAGCAGCCACAGUCAGCUGGUGUUACCAACGAUUUGCUGUCGGAUUUGAGUGGCUUGAACCUUGGAAGUACGAAUGUUCCUGUCGACAGAGGAAAUCAUCUGCUGCUAGCAGGUAGCUAUCGAUCGCUAAUGGAGCUGCUUCAGACGGUGCCACAAAUACGAGCCGAGGAUCAACUGCAGGCAAUUCGCUCCAGUUUGGACCAGCUUAUAGAAUGUCUGCCCGGGCCAAGAACUCCGGAACAAUUGCUAAGAAUUGAUCGAUGUAACGCCGCCGAACAAUGGAUCAAAUUUGCUUCGGAUGAAUACCCUGAUCUACUGAUGGAGUUGGUGUUAAGAUUUGAUGAACAGUUUCCAGGAUAUGGCCCAGCAUUAGAUGGGAGAAUUUGGAGAAUUUUCAGUCUAGAUUACAACCAUGCGUUUGUAGUUGAAACACUACAGAUGUUGAUUUCCAGUGAACAUCUAAGCAAAAAUCGCAAAGUAUUUGUUCCAAUACUAACUAGGUUACUGGGAGACGAUGACUACUUGGCUAGCUGUUUCAUCGAACUCAGCUUGAGCGAAUUGGAUACGAACAACGUCAGAAAGCAUGACCAGCAAACCAGACAGAAUCAGCUAAUCAGUAUUCUAGCUAGCAUACCGAACAAGUUGGCUAACGUUCUACAACGAGAAACACCCGACAUGUUUCUCCCGGAAAAAUUCUCCCAAAUUCUCUUCCAACAAUUCCUGAAAUCCAUCAAUGCUCUGUCCAAGAUUAGUCAACAUCACCAACACUUAACGCUAGACCCAAGUUUUCUAUCGAAAUUCUUAAGCAAAAUCGUCAUAGAUUAUAAUCUUGAAAGGCGUUCACCACAUCUACAGCUUACGUUGCAAAUUUUAUCAGCCUGGGCACGAAACAACCGUUAUCAGCAGCAACCUGUUAUCGCUUCAAUUUUUUCUCAAAUAUCACGUUCUGCAGUAGAAAUCAUUGCCUCGAUUGCCCUUCGCUCAGGUAUUGAUUUGAUCCAUAUUUUACCUGUGUCGGACAACGGUUCGCUUGUCGGCGGAGAUUGGCGUUAUGUUCUAUGUCAGAAAAUUCCACUUUUCAGCUGCUAUUCUGAGGAUGAUCUCGUGGAUAAUUUGAUGUAUCUUUUAGCACGAUUAUCCGACCAUGAGCAUAGUGCUUCGAUGCUUGUCGAUCUAACGCAGGAACUGAUUACUGUUUGGUCUAGCAAGAGUGCCAUCCAGAAGACAUCAUUCGAACAGCAUUUGUAUCUUUCGAAGCUUUUACUGCUAGCGAUUGCCUAUCGUCAUCAGUUCAAAGCACGACGAAUGAACAGCGCAGAGGUGCAAGAAUUGCGACGAUUACUCUUUGGUGGAUUAAAAAGUCAUCUGGAAUCCCCAGCGAAAAAUAUGCGUUGCACUGGAAUGAUCGUUAGCGAAGUAAUUCUUGGUGCAUUGGACGAGGAAACCGUCAAGGAAGAAAAUCGUCUUAAAUUCGAUUUUGAAGGAAUGGGCGAAGAAACGCUCGAGAUGGUGAAUGACUUGAGAAACUUUAGCAAGCGAUGCAAGUUUUUCGAGCACGAAGAUGCCCAGGGCAUUCUUUCUGAGAACGAACGUAUUGAUGAGUUGGUAGAGAAACUGUUCGAAAACCACACCUCCAAUGAUCAAAUUCCACAUACAUCGGAGUCAAUUGAUCAGACACCCGAAUUGGCUCCAAGUGAGGUUUUAGUUAUGAAACUGCCUCAGAACAAAAGCCCACUUAAAGAACGCAGAUCUGACAGCGACGAUUCUGAACUGGAUUCCGAUGACGAUUUAGAGCCGUUCGACAUGAGCAAUGAUAGUAAAAUUGAACGAGAAAAAUUUCGCCCAAAAUAUCUGCUAGACCUGCGUGAAGCUCUUAUAGCUAGCUCGGAUAAGAAUCCUACAGAACAAUUUGAAUAUGCUGUUCAAGUCGCUCCAGAAUUGAUCCAGCAACAGUUAGCUAAUAAUGAUGUGAAACUUGGCCUAGAUUUACUUCAGUUGUUUCUAACCCUCGAAAGCCGUUGCUAUGUAGAGAAUUUCGAGGAUCUGAAGUUUUCCUCUCUGAUUGCCAUUUGUACUACCUUUCCGAAGCAGUGUGCCGAAUAUUUAUGUCAGGAAUUUCACGCCGACUUGAGCAAAUACUCUUUGAACAGACGAAUUCUAAUGUUGGACAUCUUGGCUCAAACCGCGAAAAAUCUCGCCAACUUGAACCAAUCGGGUCAAAGCGCUCCAAUAACACCGAACGAUGACAAUAAACCAAACGACAUCAAAGUGGAUCUCCUUCAGUUAAAAUUCCGCGAGGAGAACGAACUUCAGCAAAAGCGCCAACUUGCCGAGCAAGUCAUACGCAAGCGAAUCGAAGCGAAAACUCGCCGCUUUCAUUCGAAACGUUUACCUUCUAACCCUGCCUCCAGCAGCGUUAAUCGUUUCGCCCCAGUCGCCGGGUGGUUUUUCUUCCCGCUCUUACGGGGAUUUGGAUCCAAUCGAUUUAUAUUCACCGCCAAUCUGAAAUUCCAAUACGAUGCCGACAAUCUACUGCUAACGACAUUCCUACAGACAUUGUCAGUGCUGAUGUUGUGUGCGGAAAAUUGCCCCAUCGUUGGUAAACUGGCCCGAGAGCUGUUGGAUCUCUGCGGAAUGAUGAGGUUUAGCGAGGAACCGAAGGUGCGUCUGUCGGUGCUACACGUACUGGCAGCGGUACUGAUGGCCGUUCCGAAGGCGAUGUUACGACGCGAUUUCCGCGCGGAUCUACUUGAACUGAAACAGUGGUUGGAGGAAUGUGUUCAAGGCAGUGUGGUGCGUAACGAGCGCAAUGAGGACUGCCGCGAAAUGGCGAGGCACGUGCUGGUGAUGUGUUACAAUGUGUUUACCGAUGAUUGAAGCAAACUCCGGUUGAAAUAGUUGAUAGUAAAAGUU